AGUGCGAUGAGUCUUCUGCGGUCCUGCCUCCUGGUGGCUGCUGUAGGUAUCCUAGGCACAGCGACUCCUCAUCCCAGGACUCCCUCUCUGCAUCGUCUCACCAGGCAGCUCUUACGGCAGUAUCACAAGGAUGUCAGGCCAGUUUACAACUCGGCUGAGGCCACCACUGUCUACCUGGACCUAUGUGUCCAUGCUGUAUUGGAUGUGGACGUACAGAAUCAAAAAUUAAAGACGAGCGUGUGGUACCAAGAGGUUUGGAAUGAUAAGUUUUUAUCCUGGAACUCUAGCCUGUUUGAUGACAUUCAAGAACUCUCUCUCCCUCUCAGUGCCAUCUGGGCCCCCGACAUCAUCAUCAAUGAGUUUGUGGACCUUGAAAGAUCUCCCGACCUUCCCUAUGUGUAUGUGAACUCUUCUGGAACCAUUAGUAACCACAAGCCCAUCCAGGUGGUCUCCGCAUGCAGUUUGCAGACGUACGCCUUUCCCUUUGACAUCCAGAACUGCAGCCUUACCUUCCACAGCAUUCUGCACACAGUGGAAGACAUAGACCUGGGCUUUCUGAGGACUAAAGAAGACAUUGAGAAUGACAAAAGGUCAUUUCUGAAUGACAGUGAGUGGCAACUGCUCUCAGUGUCUUCCACAUACCACAUCCUGAGGAACAGCGCUGGAAACUUCGCACAGAUUCAAUUUAACGUGGUGAUUCGCAGAUGCCCAUUGGCCUAUGUUGUGAGCCUCUUGAUUCCUAGCAUCUUCCUGAUGCUCGUGGACCUGGGGAGCUUCUACCUGCCCCCCAACUGCCGUGCAAGAAUUAUAUUCAAGACCAAUGUGUUGGUGGGCUACACAGUCUUCAGGGUCAACAUGUCUGACGAAGUGCCGAGGAGCACAGGGUGUACGUCUCUGAUUGGGGUCUUCUUUACCGUCUGCAUGGCCCUCUUGGUUCUCAGUUUAUCCAAGUCCAUCUUGUUGAUCAAAUUCCUCCACGAGGAGCGACACAGUGGGCAAGAACGGCCUCUUCUUUGCCUUCGAGGAGACCCUGACGUGGAUGAGUCUAGAUUGCACCUGUGGGCUCCAAGUGCUGAGACAACAGAGUCCCCUGUCCACCAGGAGCACCUGGUUCAGUCGGGUUCUCUGCAGGAAGUCUGGCUCCAGCUCCAAUCCAUCAACAACUCUCUCCGAACUCGGGAGCAGGUUUACCAAAAGGAGGUGGAUUGGCUGGCCAUCCUGUACCACUUUGAUCAGCUGCUCUUCCGAAUCUACCUCGCUGUGCUGGGGCUCUAUACUGUCACCUUGUGCACUCUCUGGGCACUGUGGAGCAGAAUAUAA
Microtus ochrogaster (prairie vole) is the source of this 1320-nucleotide messenger RNA. RefSeq names its product 5-hydroxytryptamine receptor 3B (gene Htr3b). Gene Ontology annotation, biological process: monoatomic ion transmembrane transport. Gene Ontology annotation, cellular component: postsynaptic membrane. Gene Ontology annotation, molecular function: extracellular ligand-gated monoatomic ion channel activity; transmembrane signaling receptor activity. NCBI's taxonomy places the organism in Eukaryota, Metazoa, Chordata, Mammalia, Rodentia, Cricetidae. The record is from RefSeq and is a predicted model, not a curated record.